Messenger RNA from Camelina sativa (false flax), 597 nucleotides. RefSeq lists its product as uncharacterized. The record is from RefSeq and is a predicted model, not a curated record. Lineage: Eukaryota; Viridiplantae; Streptophyta; Magnoliopsida; Brassicales; Brassicaceae.
UUUACUCUCGAAGUCAUCCACCAGAACCGCGAAAACAUUCUCCUUGCUAUGAAGAAGCAUUUAAACAGCAUCUGUUACCCAGCUUUUGAGGAUAUAUGCGUGCGCGCUGAGAUGAAUAACAAGGAGAUUGCAGAGAAGGCGAUAGAGAUGAUGAAGCUGUUGAGUAUUAACAGAGCUGUUCGUAGGCCUGAAUCAAGCAGCCAGUUCUUCAGUGAACAACAAGAAACAACAAGAACAAGAAAUGUUGGUGCAAUAUUCUCUGAGGAUGAGCAAUCAAGGGAAGACGAAAGGACUGUCUUCCUCACAUUUUCUAGAGGAUACCCAAUCACUGAAGCAGAAGUGCAUGCCUACUUCACCAGGAGAUUUGGGGAGAUAAUAGAAGCGAUAAUCAUGCCACCAGGAGAAGGGAAUGAGCAGGCGCUGUAUGCAAAGAUGGUGUUACAUUCUGCCGCCAUGAUACCGGAGAUUGUAAGCGAUGAGGUAACCAGGACCAAAUACAUCAUUAAUGGAAAACAUGUUUGGGCUCGAAAAUACAUCCCUAGAUCCUCCAUGAUGACCAUUAAUAAUGGUGCCCCAUCCAAUGGCGUGUCUCUCUAG